Populus nigra (black poplar) is the source of this 1933-nucleotide messenger RNA. RefSeq names its product zinc finger protein ZAT9-like. The record is from RefSeq and is a predicted model, not a curated record. The transcript is spliced from 2 exons. Gene Ontology annotation, biological process: regulation of DNA-templated transcription. Lineage: Eukaryota; Viridiplantae; Streptophyta; Magnoliopsida; Malpighiales; Salicaceae. The coding region runs from base 579 to 1700 and encodes 373 amino acids.
GAAAGUGAGGAUUUUAGAUAUAAAAUUAGAGAAAUUGAAGUUCACGACCAAGAAAAAAUUUAUGAAAAUAUCAUUUUUGUUUCUUUUGUUCCCCAUUGUAGACUGUAACAAAUUAUUUUUCCAUUUUGAAUAAUAUUAGGUAGAAAGGGCAAGUUAGGAAAGAGACGAGAGGUGAAGGUUCAAAGAAGAAUGGUUGGGAAUAAAUUCAGAAACGGGCAAGCCUGGCAUGUUACAUGUCCCUCUUUCUAUCCCUUCGUGCAAAAGCUUUAAUUACGGUGUAUUUAAUUUUUUUUAAUUUAUAACGCUUUGAAGAAAAUCAAUUACUCCUCUCAAAAAAUCAAAAACAAAUUAAUUGAAAAAAAAGACAUUUCGAUCUUUCUUUUUUUUCUUUGUAUAUAUCUCUCUUGGUGGAGGAAUGCUUGUCACCUACUCCUUUUAGUUUCCACUCUUUCUCUCAACUUCUUUGGAACUCUUUCCCCUAUAGAAAAACAAAACUCCUCAAGUCACAAACUUUUUCACAAAGAAGGAAAAUCUCUCUGUUUUUUUAUCUCUGUUUCUUUUGCUCUGUUUUCAAGUUAAUGGAGAAGCACAAGUGCAAAUUGUGCUUCAAAAGUUUCUCUAAUGGCAGAGCUUUAGGUGGUCAUAUGAGGUCUCACAUGUUGAAUCUUCCAAUUCCUCCAAAACUAGAAGAUCAAUUCCCAGAUAUUGAAGUUAGUGAAGAUACUGAAUCAACUUCAUCUUCAGAGGAAGAAGCGGAAGAAGGACAAGAAGAAGAAGAGAAGGCUGUUUUUUAUGGGCUAAGAGAUAACCCAAAAAGAUGUACUCGCUUGGUAGAUCCCGAGUUCUCUUUUGCAGCUGUUGAUGCUGGUUCUGUUGUUCUUCAAGAUAGAGAAAGUGAGACCGAGUCAUCAAAGAAUCCUACAAGAAGAAGAUCCAAGAGGACUAAGAGCUUGUUAGAGCAUCAUCAUCAAUAUCAUCAACAAAGACCCAGGCAAGAGCAAGAGAACAACAUCAUAAUAAAGAAGCUUGAAUUCAAGAAAAUGGGCACUAUUAAGGCAGCAGCCGAGUCAUCGUGGGGUCAUGAACCCGAACCGGUGAGUUCAAUUUCUGGCACUACAACAGAAGAAGAUGUCGCUUUCUGUCUUGUGAUGCUUUCAAGAGACAAAUGGAAGAGAAAAGAACAGGAGAAUCAAGAAGAAGAACAGGAACUUGAAGAGGAAUUAGCAGAAGCUGAAACAGACGAUUCUGAUGAGUUCAAAUCUUGCAAGACAAAAACUAGAGGAAAGUACAAAUGUGAAACAUGCAACAAGGUGUUUAAAUCUUAUCAAGCGUUAGGUGGGCAUAGAGCAAGUCACAAGAAACUCAAGGUUUAUACACAAAGUAACGAACCAAAAUUGGAGCGAACAGAAAAUGCAGGUGCUUCUACUUCUUUGCCAGAGAAGAAAACACAUGAAUGUCCAUAUUGUUUUAGAGUAUUUUCAUCCGGGCAAGCUCUUGGUGGCCACAAAAGAUCUCAUUUAAUCGGUGUAGCAGCUUCUUCAAGUACUCCUGCGAGAAGUUCCACAAAGAUUGGAGACAAUAAUUGGGGUUUCAUAGAUCUUAAUCUUCCGGCUCCCGUUGAUGAUGAUGAUAUUAGCCAACUUGAUCAGCUCUCUGCUGUGUCUGAUGCAGAAUUUGUUAACUACGUCAAACGGAUCUAAAACUAUGCAAAUUUGCUUGGGUCAAUUGAGUUACAUGGUUCUUGUUAAUCUCAAGACUAUUUCUUACAGUGAUUCAUUUUAUUUUAUUCUGUACUGUCUUCCAGUUCUGUUUCUGUAACGAACUGAUGAUGAGUUAAAUCAGCAUCCACGAAUGGAGGGAACUGAAUAGUUUUUACAUAAACUAAGCUGUUCUUUUUCUUAUAAUUUAGUGUUACAAAUUCUGGGUUUUGUUA